AAAUAUUCACAGAUUGUCUCAAAUAGCUGCAGUACAUACCUCUCCCGUUGACUGAGAAAUUUUGUUACAAGUUUUUUGUUUGGAGCUUAGGCCAACACUAUCGACAUGUGCCUAUUAAGUUAUGCGUCCCGUCUGGUGUUCUUUAUCUAUGGCACCCUGGGACCGGCCUACCACACCUACAAGACCCUGAACAACGGGGACGAUGAGUUCCUGGCCUGGGCCAAGUACUGGAUAGUCUACGCCUUUCUGAUCACCAUUGAGUUGGUGGCGGACGCGUUGCUGUCUUGGGUGGCAAUCUAUAUGCCCAUCAAGAUGAUCUUUAUGCUGUGGAUCGUCAUGACCGCUCCAACAGCAAAUGUCUGGAUAUUUGAUGCGAUCCUUCAUCCGUUUCUGACCAAGCGCCAGGAUCAGAUUGAUCAGUUCCUUAACCGAGGCAAGUACAAGUUCCUGAACGACUCCCUCAAAGCUCUGACCCAGAUGUGUGUCCAUGGUCGGACCUUUGUGCGGCCCCUUAUCUCCCACUGGUGGCCGAAAUCGAACAUGGCCCUCGGGGUCUCCCAUAAUCAGGAGACCAUUACAGGCGCCACAGGAGGAGAGGGUGCAGAAAAGGGCCAGGACUCUGAUGCGAGCUCAACUUCAGUUCAAACCUCAAGGGUCAAUGUGUGCACUCGUUCCAGUCCCCUUACCAGUUUCACGCACAUCGCCGAUAACACCGAAAAUAUGCAGCCGGCUCUGCACUCAAAUCGCUCGCUCAAUGAGCUGGCCGAAAACGUAAUUUCUCCGGAACCAUCCUCGGCAACCGUUCGUCGCCAAAUUUUGCGCAAGGUUAAGACGUUGUCCAAAAAAGAUUCUGGCGCUUCGUUUCCAUCGCAAUCCAGCCUGACAACGCCAAAGAACAAGCUUUAUGACGAUGUUGAGGAUCUGAUAGCCACUUCAAGAAUUGAGCCUGAUGGCCAGGAUGUACGUCAACAUCGUCAACUUGGCAACCGCAAUCGCAGUUUGCUCUCCCAACAGUAACUCAUCCAUUUUUGGGUUUUUGUGUUUCACAAUUGAGGUUUUCUUAACUCUACGUUUAAGUGGUUGUUAAGCAAUGUAAAUUCAAAAUGUAUACAAGGUUUUUGGGACUUUUUAAGCCGUAAAUAUAAAAUGAAUAAUCAUUUUA
Drosophila kikkawai is the source of this 1162-nucleotide messenger RNA. RefSeq lists its product as uncharacterized. Lineage: Eukaryota; Metazoa; Arthropoda; Insecta; Diptera; Drosophilidae. Gene Ontology annotation, cellular component: endoplasmic reticulum membrane; cytoplasmic microtubule. The record is from RefSeq and is a predicted model, not a curated record. Gene Ontology annotation, molecular function: microtubule binding.